Messenger RNA from Synchytrium microbalum, 654 nucleotides. RefSeq lists its product as uncharacterized. The record is from RefSeq and is a predicted model, not a curated record. NCBI's taxonomy places the organism in Eukaryota, Fungi, Chytridiomycota, Chytridiomycetes, Synchytriales, Synchytriaceae. Bases 1 to 654 code for a protein of 217 amino acids. The transcript has 5 exons.
AUGACAAGCCAUCUUGAAUUCGACUGGUAUAUCAGUCCAGCAGACAGGUUUCUGUACGAGGGCGAAUUCACAAAGUAUGCCGUCGAUAAUCUCGUACCAAUGUCAUCAAUGGAAACGGUCUUCACAGCAUCACGAUUGUCACAACAGGAUUUCGUACAAGCGAACUUUAUCGACAUUCAAAACACAUCAAGUCUCAACAAGGAACAAUAUGUUGCCUUCUCGCAUGUCCUAAACAUGAGAAGGAAGGGCAAGACAUAUCCGUUGCUUCCUCAGAGCCUACGUGAAAAGUUUCUGGCUGAUGAGAGCACGAAAACGCUAGGAAGAGGUGCUGCUCGAGACGACGACCCAAUACUCAAAGACCUCGAAUCCGACAUCCAAACCGCAUCCUCAUCCCUCUCACAACUUCAAGCCGAAAAGCAAAAGGAGGUCGAUCGCCUAGCAACACUCAAAAACACCAAAGAGGAGUUGGAAGGACUGCUGGAAUACAAGAGGAGACAGUUAGAGGGUAUGAAGGAUGAGAUUGUGAGAUUGAGAAGCGCGAGUCCGAGUGGUGGUAAUCCACAGGUUGCUGGCUUGAUGAACAAGUUGAGUCAAGACCGACAGACGCUUGUUAGUCGGAGAGAGGAGAUACAGCGGACGCUUGAUUCUCUGUAA